AUGGUUCGCGGUAGUGGACGUAUCAAUAUGAAUAGAUUUCCACCAUCAUUAGCCGGACCAAUGGUUCCUCCAUUCAUGUCCCGCAGAGUUCCAAGACAUCCUUUUGAUAUAGUCCUUUGCGAAGGCGCUUUCCCUCGUGUUAAGCCUGGCGCUCACACUACCGAAGAAUCAGCUUUCAAUGCUGCUUUGCUCAAAAGGGCACAGGUGCUAACACCCAGUUCCGAAGAUCAUUCAUCCCUGUUGGGAGUUGUUACCAAAAUACAGUCUAUACUGGAUAAUAUUAUUAUAUCCCCAGGCAAAACCGAAGUAUCUAUUGAAGAGGUUAGAGUAGUUGGAUCUUUUAAAAAAGCGACUAUCAUGAAAGGCCACACUGUGGCUGACAUAGUGGUUAUUUUUAAAACUUUACCGACUAAAGAGAGUGUAAUAUCUUUAUCACAGCGAAUUAUAGCUGACUUCAAAGAAAGUUAUCCAACUGGAGAAAGUUAUCCAAGUGGAAUGCAAAUUGCUGAGGAUGUUUUGAUGGCUCCAGACAGCACUGGUUUUGAUGUUAUUUCAUCACAAGGUACUGUACGUAUACUAAUUUCUACUAUAUCUACAAAUUUAAAGAAGCUUACAUCUGGUCUACACUUGGAUGCAAAUGCAAUGAAACUACACAUGGGUGCCAUACGCCAUAGUCGGUGGUUUGAUGACAAUGCUUCUCAUUCAUCAAAUAAGAUGCUUGUUAGGCUUCUUAAAGAUUUGCGCAACCGUUUCAGUGGACUUAAGUGUUUAAAUCCAUGGAUGAUAGACUUAUUGGCUCAUCGUUCAUUGUUAAACAACAAACAAACAUUACCUAUUCAGAUAGCAUACAGGAGAGUCAUACAAUUACUAGCUGGCGGGCUAUUUCUUCCUGGUUCAGCUGGAAUAAUAGAUCCUUGCGAAAGUGGUAACAUAAGAAUUCAAACCUUACUAUCAUUAGAACAACAAGAUUUAUUGUGCAUGACUGCACAACAUUUGGUUCGCGUGAUGGCUCAUGGUGGUUUUAUUGCUGUACUAAAUGGAAACGAUAACAUUCUAAAAUUGAAGUCUAUCAACACUGUUAUUUUUGAAGACUUGCAAAAAGCGUACGAAAAACAAGAAGAGAUGGUAGAAGAUGUGGAUGCGGCAGGAACAGAAAAUGAAGAAGUAGCAAUGGAAAGUACUUGAGUCAAUAGUUAUAAAUUAGUUUUUAAAAAUUUGUGAUUUUUCGUGUAUAUAUUUUGUGUUUUUGUGUGUAUUGAGUGUGCAUAACUGGUUCAUUUUCUAUUAUAAAUUCAUAUUACGAUAUAUUAUAUUUACACAUUCAAGUACUUCAUUGUUUGUACAACCCUCUCAUUAAAUAAAUUCCUUCUGAUAUAA
Molecule: messenger RNA, 1377 nt
Organism: Melanaphis sacchari
Lineage: Eukaryota; Metazoa; Arthropoda; Insecta; Hemiptera; Aphididae
Product: interleukin enhancer-binding factor 2 homolog
Exons: 7
Coding region: 1-1185 (394 amino acids)
Source: RefSeq, a predicted model, not a curated record